UAUUAUCCGGACGUUUUUAGUCGCGCUUUGAACCGUUCGGGACGAUGGCUGUCUGGACCGAGCACAAGACCAAGGACGGGCGGUCGUACUACUACAACAAGGCGACCAAGGCCAGCGUGUGGGAGAGGCCCGACGACUUCGUCCCGGCCGAGGUCCCGUCGGCCUCCAAGCAGGCGUGGGAAGAGCGCAUGGACAAGACGAGCCUGCGCCUCUACUACUACGACCGCGUCUCCAAGACGUCGCAGUGGAUCAAGCCCGAGAACGUCGAGAUCACGAGCUACGUGACUAAGGACGACCUCGAGAAGAUCGCGUCCAAGGCCGACGGCGCUGCCGACGACGCGACGGCCAAGAAGCUCGAGAAGAAGAAGUCGUCGUCCAAACUCACAGAAGACGCCGAGAGCCCAAGCCGAAAGCGCGCCAAGCGGAAAGCGACUGAGGACGACGAGACACUCGUGGCAAGCGGCGAGGCGCAAGUGACAGCGACCGCGGACGACACGAGUGCCAAGGACGACGAGAAGGCCAAGAAGCGCAAGAAGCGAGAGAAGCAUGCGUCGUCCAAGCUCAAGGCCAAGAACAAGCCCAAGCGCACGGGGCGGGCGACGUCGACACUCAUCUUGCGCGACGACGACGACAUGGGAGCCCUCGCAGAGGCGAUCCAGGACGAAGCCGCGCCGGCCUUCCAGAUUUUGGGCAAGACCGAUGCGAUCAUGGAGCUCGAUAUUCUCAGCUCAAUCAACGGCUUUCUGCGCGCGCACACGGACGCCAACGGCCCAGAGCUCCUCGUCAAGCAGCUCUCGUCGUCGUACCGCGGGCACCCCGAGAUGACGCGCUUGGUCAGCAGCUGGCUCGACAUUCUCGACGCGCCCGACCCGGCGCUGCUCGCCGCCAACGGCCCCGCCACGAUGGCGUCGGUCAUGACGGCCAAGGAAGCCGCGGUCUGGGACGGCCCCGAUGCGCUGACGUUUGCGUACCUCAAGGCCUCCAUCAUGGAGCGCUACGACCCGAAACUGCUCUCGAACGUGCUGAGCGACUCGAUCGGUGAGCCAACGUGGCUGAAGGCCAUGCUUCAAGACCAGCAGUGGCGCCUCAUGCUCAUCGAGCUCGCCGAGAAGCACUCGACGUGUGGGCUCCUUCAGUAUGCGAUUCGCCGCAUCUCGGAGGCCGGGCACCACAAGGAAAUUGCGUCCAUCACGAACGCCAACGUCUUCUUCUCCGUUUUUAACGCCAUUGUGACCGACAUGCUGCAGCGGAUGCCGUCGGCGUCGGUCGAAGAGGCCCGCGACGACCUCCACGCGCUCCAAAAGAUGUGUGCGCACGCGGCCUACUCGCACGUGUACACGCAAGAGGUGCUCUUGCAGCUGGAUACGCACUUGCGCGCGCAGGACGGCGCGGCCAUGGCGCUCCGCACCAAACUCGAUCGACUGCGGCAAGAGCUGCACGGAAGCGUCCUUGCCAAGCACGGUGUCCGAAAAGUCCAGGCGUUCCAUGUCCUCAAGCGCGCGCAGCUCACGCAAACGUUCCCGGACCUCGCCCAAGCCAUCGACAUGCUGUAUCGCGAACGGAAAUGCUCGGCCGCGUGCGCUGAGCUGCUCAAGCACGUGUACGCGCAGCCAUCGCCGCCGCCUGUCGCCCACGUCCGCGAACACCUCGUGCUCGAGUACCUUACGGACGCGCUCUUCCAUCCGUACGAGUCGAUCACCGAGAGCCAUCGGUCGGCGUGCGCCCAUGUGCUGGCGUACGCCGCCAGCGUCGUCGACGACCGGUCGCUGCUCGAUACGCAUGCGAUUUCGGCGCAGGCGUGCCCGCCCUUCGAGGCGAUUGCCACCGCGCUGCAAGAAACCUCGGUCGUCUGCAAGAGUGAGACGACGCUAAGCUACAACAUGCACGAGAGCGAGGCCAUCGAGAAGGUUCUGCGGACGAUGGAGACGCCGGUCGUCGCGAUGGGUGUGCUCCACUGGCUCGGGCGGCUCCUCGAGUCCAAGAGCUUCCUCAACGGCCCGUUCUUGCAUGCCUGCUUUCCGGUCUUUCUCAAGCUCCUCCGGCACGACAUUGAGCUGCACAUGGCGCAGUGGCCGACAGUCUUCAACGUGCUCGUCAAAGCUCUCAUGUGCCAGCCCGAGUCGAAUCCUGUCAAGGUUCUCGAGCUCAAGCGCGAGACAUUGCGCUGCAUGGUGCACCUCAUGACCGUCGGGUAUGUGCUGCCGGUGCUGCACUUUAUCUCGCAGAGCACGGACGCGCUCGACCAAGCCCUGCUGCGCAACUUUGUCCAGCUCGUGCUCAGUCGCAUUGCGCCGCCGUUUUCCGAGCGCUUUGUCACCGAGUGGACCACCGUGCUCGUGCAUCCCAAGGUGCUCCUCGCGCUCAAGUCGUGCCCGACCGACACGAAGGCCAAGCUGCAGCAGUACGCGGUCUACUGCGCCGACCUUGGUAGCGCCAUCGUGCCACACGAGAGCCUCCGCGUGCUUGGCGAGAGCUUUGAUGCAUAGUCGUCGGCGUCGGCGUAGCGUCGUAAUGUAUGAGGAUGCU
Molecule: messenger RNA, 2526 nt
Organism: Saprolegnia parasitica CBS 223.65
Lineage: Eukaryota; Oomycota; Saprolegniomycetes; Saprolegniales; Saprolegniaceae
Exons: 8
Coding region: 45-2486 (813 amino acids)
Biological process (GO): negative regulation of transcription elongation by RNA polymerase II
Cellular component (GO): nucleus; NELF complex
Molecular function (GO): RNA binding; protein binding
Source: RefSeq, a predicted model, not a curated record